CCACAAGUGAUAAAAGUUAUCAAAUUUAUUAUUGGUUUGUUUGUUUAUCUUUGUACCUAGUUCCGUUAAUUAUUAAAUAAAAUAGGUUUAGUUCCGCUAUUAUUGCUAGAUAGAGUAUGUUGGAUUUAGAAUUUGACUAUUUUUUUGAAGAAGACAAAAUAUAAGCGUUGUACUUAAAUCUGUUAUUACAAGAUGGCAACGUCCGAAAACGAAGAUCUACUAAAUUUUUUGGAAAAAACUGAAGAUGCGUCUUCAUCGGAACAACCCAAAGAAGUAUAUUUGGGUACUCCAGAAUUGGAAGUUAUCCAAUUUGAUUUGACACUUGUUGACAGGUAUCAUCGAGAAAAUACAAUGGGAAUGACGGUUACAUCGGGCAGUGUCACCAUAAGAAAAGAUGAUAAUAACCUGAUUGGUAUCAGCAUUGGUGGCGGAUCGCCUUUAUGUCCUUGUUUAUAUAUUGUUCAAAUUUUUGACAACACAGCUGCAGCAAAAGAUGGCACCUUGCAAUCAGGAGAUGAACUGGUUUCCGUGAAUGGUCAAUCUGUAAAAGGAAAAACAAAAGUUGAAGUAGCGAAAAUGAUUCAAGCUGCAAAGGAUGAAGUUAUUAUUAAUUAUAAUAAGUUACACGCUGAUCCUGGUCAAGGUAAAAGCUUGGAUAUCAUCAUGAAGAAAAUGAAACAUCGGCUGGUCGAAAAUAUGAGUUCCUCAACGGCCGAUGCCUUGGGUCUAUCCAGAGCAAUUCUGUGUAACGAUACCUUAGUAAAGAAAAUGCAAGAACUGCAAGACACCGAAGUUAUGUAUAGGGGACUUGUUGACCACUGCAAAAGAAUGCUGCAAGCUCACAUGGAGCUGCAGCAGGCAGUUAAGGCGAUGGGGGAUAUUUUUUCUGGAAUAGCAGUAAGGGAACCUCAACCUCGAGCAAGCGAAGCAUUUAGAUUAUUUGGUGAACAACAUCGUAGUAUUGAAAAAAUGGGUUUAGAGAUGGUAAAAAAAGUAAAACCAGUACUUUCAGAUGUUGGAACAUAUCUUUACAAAGCGAUUCCAGAUACAAGACUUACAGUAAAAAAAUACGCUGAUACCAAAUUUGAAUAUCUAGCGUAUUGUUUGAAAGUUAAAGAAAUGGACGACGAAGAAUGUAGCUACGCUGCCUUACAAGAGCCGCUAUAUAGAGUUGAAACUGGAAACUAUGAAUACAGGUUAAUUUUACGAUGUAGACAACUCGCCAGAUCAAGAUUUGCUAAAUUGAGAGCAGAUGUAUUGGUUAAAAUGGAAUUGCUGGACAACAAACAUGUGCAAUCGCUUGGAGGUCAUUUGGUUAAAGUCAUAAAGGGUUUGACAGAGCUGCAUACAAGAACUGUAGAAUUACUAAAUGGACCUGCGCUGUUUCCGGUUGAAGUCGACUUAACCACUAACGCUUUUCAAUAUAAAUCUACAACCCCUGUAGCACAGUACAAUGACGAUGACAAAGAAGUCGAGGAAGGGGAAGAAAUAUUGGAUAUUGAACGUGACGACUUCAUCGCAAACUUUAGUGUACCUAGUGCAUCAAAUGAACUUGAAGGUAAUUUUAUUGGACGAGACCUUUCACAUCUUAUACAAUGUGCUAUACAAAGAGAGCAAGACGAGGAAGAGAUGGACAACUUGACACUUUUAUCUUCCCUGUGUUUACAAGAUACUCCCCAAAAUAAGCCUCUAUUGCCAGACUUGGAUUAAUUCUCACUUGAAUGAAUUAACAUAUUGUAGGUACUUGGCACUUGGCAUAAAAAAUAUAUGUAAUAUAUUAUAUUAUCGUGUUGUUUAACAACAGUAAAUUUAUAUUAAAUUUUAUUAAACAUACAUAA
This is a messenger RNA of Diabrotica virgifera virgifera (western corn rootworm), 1838 nucleotides long. Its product is annotated as PRKCA-binding protein-like. The coding region runs from base 193 to 1710 and encodes 505 amino acids. Gene Ontology annotation, molecular function: phospholipid binding; protein domain specific binding; protein kinase C binding. Gene Ontology annotation, biological process: regulation of Arp2/3 complex-mediated actin nucleation; intracellular protein transport; positive regulation of receptor internalization. The transcript is spliced from 9 exons. The record is from RefSeq and is a predicted model, not a curated record. Lineage: Eukaryota; Metazoa; Arthropoda; Insecta; Coleoptera; Chrysomelidae. Gene Ontology annotation, cellular component: neuron projection; postsynaptic early endosome; trans-Golgi network membrane.